Molecule: messenger RNA, 1695 nt
Organism: Diabrotica virgifera virgifera (western corn rootworm)
Lineage: Eukaryota; Metazoa; Arthropoda; Insecta; Coleoptera; Chrysomelidae
Exons: 2
Coding region: 1-1695 (564 amino acids)
Source: RefSeq, a predicted model, not a curated record
AUGUCAGCAAGCGAAGGUGAAAGUAAGCGUAUAUCAAGACCCCCUCCAAGAAUGACAUACAACGAGUUUGGAAAUCCAAUAGAUGCUCCAACUCCAGUGAGAGUAAGACAACCAAAAGUCAAUUCAAGCCAAUACGCUUCAAGAGGCAAACACUCCGAGACAAAGAAAAAGAUUGCUGAAUUACAAAUUAAGAUCAUAGAAGAAGAAGAAAAAGUUGAACAAUGCUCUGAGGACUUUUCAACCCUAAAAGAGAUCUCUCCAGAAAACCUGAGUGUAGAUGAUGCUGAGAAGCUAGUCAAUGUACAAAAAAACCUGCAAGAAAGUAAGAAGACAUUGAGGCACCUUCAGCUAAAACUACAAGGCCUUCAGUCGUUAAGUUUAGUUCAAGAAGAAGAGCUUAAGGAUCUUGAAGAGCUUAAAAAGAAAAAAGCUGAAGCCAUUCGACAAUCAAUUGCCGAAGACCAGUAUUUAGAAUCUGAUGAUGAUGGUGAAGUCGUCGAAACCAAUCAUUCAAAUGAAGUAAACAUACAAACUGAAGUGGAAGAAAUACCACAAGUGAAGUGUCUACCAGAAUCAAAAAAUGUUCCAGUUGACCCAAUCGUUUUGAUGGCUCAAGCGAUUUCACAGGUGUCUGCUACACAAUCCCAUUCUCGUAAAGAAGAGAAACUGCCAAAGUUCCAUGGUUGUUCAGAAGAUUGGCCACUUUUCAAAGCUGAGUUUGAUCGAUCAACUAAAGAGUACAAAGUUGACAAUUCAAUCAACAUUCGAAGAUUAAGAGAAGCUUUGAAAGGAGAUGCCUUGGAGACAGUUUCAUUCCUGCUACCAAACAUCGAUAAUGUAGAAAGCAUCAUGAAGACCCUAGAAGAUAGGUUUGGACAACCAAAGUUUGUGAUUGAAGGGUUAUUAACUAAAGCAACAGCAGCCCCUUCUCCAUCAGUAACCAAACCUGAAGCAACAAUCAAAUUCGGAAUCGCCGUUCAAGCAUUAGUGGCAAGCAUCACGUCUUAUAAAAGUAGCCAGUAUCUAUAUUCCAUUGAAAUCCUGAGCACUCUGGUCAAGAAGAUGUCGAUAGAAAUAGAAACUGAGUGGUACACCUGGCUUCGACAAGACACCUCAAGAGAAGAGAAUCUGAAAUAUUUUUCACAAUGGAUUUCUAUAAAACAGACUGUAGCGUAUCUUGUGUCAACUCCCACUACAGCUUCCGAAAAUACAAAUGACAAAGAUAGAAAGAAGAAGCAGACUAAUCUUGGAACAGUAUCAACGAACCCCAAGCCGGAUCGAAAAGAAUACUGUGUGUACUGCAAAAUUGAAAAUCAUCAUGUAAGUGACUGUCGAAAGUUUUCUGCACUACAAAUUAAGGAAAAAGACGAGUUUGUAAAGAAGAAUCGUAUGUGCUUUCGCUGUUUAAAGAAAAAUCACACAGUCAAAAAUUGCAAAUUAAGAAUGACUUGUAAAGUUGAAGGAUGUAGAGGAAGACAUCAUACAUCCCUACAUGAUAAUUCAAGGUUCAAUGAAGUCCAGGAAAAAGAUGAAGCCUUCCUUCAAGAUCAGUCAAAAUCUCAACCUCCUUCAGCCCACCAGCUACUCAUAUGCACUACCAUCAGGGAUCAGCAGUUACAGAUACAGACGAUGAAGUUCAAGAAACGUUAUUAUGGUAUGCCCCUGUUCAACUUAAAGGAACUAAUGGAACUAUAA